Capronia epimyces CBS 606.96 is the source of this 591-nucleotide messenger RNA. Its product is annotated as uracil phosphoribosyltransferase. The record is from RefSeq and is a predicted model, not a curated record. Lineage: Eukaryota; Fungi; Ascomycota; Eurotiomycetes; Chaetothyriales; Herpotrichiellaceae. The transcript has 2 exons. The coding region runs from base 1 to 591 and encodes 196 amino acids.
AUGGCCAUCGACAUGUGUGGACCCCUUUACACAGCUAAGCUGUCUCAACUCCGAGAUCUCACGCUACCGCCGCGUGAAGUACGAAGUCUCACGGCCGAAUUGACCACCAUGCUUGCCGACAUCGCCAUAGAACCCCCUUCUCUGACGGAGACGGUUGUCGUUGUUGUCAUUCUGCGCUCGGGUUUGGCCAUGAUGGAUGCGUUCCUGUCCAAGUUCCCUCCCGAAGCCAAUGUCAUCGUUCAACACCUGGGAAUUUUCAGAGACAAAAAGACGCUACAGCCAGUGGAGUAUUACAACAAAUUGUCUCCCAGGUCCGCCAAGAUCAGACACGCCUAUAUACUCGACCCGGUGAUCGCAACGGGGGGCACGGCGGAUGCUGCCAUCGAGAUUCUGAGAGAAUGGGGUGUGGAGAGAGUGACCUUCGUUUCGGUCCUAGCUAGCAGGACUGGUGUCGACAGAAUCGCUUCCACUUGCCUCGAAAGUCUGAGACUGGUAGUGGGUGCAGUAGACUCAGAUCUGGACAAUCAAGGAUAUGUGCAGCCAGGGCUAGGCGACAUUGGAGACCGUUUGUUUGGUACACACUUGGAUUGA